This is a messenger RNA of Pecten maximus, 598 nucleotides long. RefSeq names its product perlucin-like protein. Bases 54 to 545 code for a protein of 163 amino acids. Gene Ontology annotation, molecular function: signaling receptor activity. The transcript is spliced from 5 exons. NCBI's taxonomy places the organism in Eukaryota, Metazoa, Mollusca, Bivalvia, Pectinida, Pectinidae. The record is from RefSeq and is a predicted model, not a curated record.
CGUUAAAUUAAAGGAUAGCCUUUGUUUACCUGUACAUUAUCGAACCUGGAGGUAUGGGUUCACUACAUAUUAUCGUACUUGCCGUAACUCUGGUGAUUCCUUAUUCGGGCGCCGCUCAGUGUAGAGCUGGGUGGAUUGGCUUCCAUGACUCAUGUUACUAUCUUUCCCAUGGAGUCGGAACAUGGGCGGAAGCUGGAGCUCUUUGUAAGGCACUCGGAGGCUAUCUAGCUAUGAUAGAAUCAGCAGAUGAACUGACAUUUCUGAAAUCUGAAUUAGGACAUAUUCAUCCGCAUGAUGCCGGAAGCAAACAAUAUUGGAUUGAUGGUAACGACCUUGAAGUAGAAAAUGUCUGGAAGUAUAUAAGCACUGGACAGACUAUUUCAUUUACGGAAUGGGCUCCCGGAGAACCUAACGCUGCCGAAAAUGAUAAUUGCAUGAACUUGUGGGGAAAGAGUGGAUUUCGAUACGCUGACAAUGAUUGUGAGGAACACUACAACUACAUCUGCCAAAUAAGAGAUCCAGAGUUGAGCGAGAUCGUUGGUUAAUGACUUUAUUAUGCAUGCAUAAACAACAAUAAUAAAGUCGAUUUUGUAAAGUU